AAGUGGUAGGGCAUUCCCCCCCCCUUCUCACUGUUUUUUGGGAAUUGGUGACUGCUCCCAUGAGGAAUUCACUGUGAGGGGAUUUAACCCCCUUAAAGCCACAACUCACUGUCCAAUUUAACCACUUCUUUUUCAACUUAAAUACUCCCUUUAAAUACAGCGUUAUGCAGGGCAGGAAAGGCUGGGGAAAAUUAGUAAUAUUGUGGAGAAGCUUUGGAUUCACAACAUUUGGGAAACUAAAAAUGAGAAAGCCAGUGGGAGCUGGGAGGGGGCUGGGGACACACCCAGAUUUCAGGGAGCAGGGGACUUAGAAGCACAGGAUCGAGCAGGACCCAGCGUUAGUGUGGAUUAAAUCCAAUAAAAGUUAUAUUAAAAGGCAAAGAUCCCCUCAGGUUGCCCCAGGAACAGCGAAAUCUGGGUAAAAGCAGAAUAAAUCCUGUUACUUCUUGCCUUUUUGGGAAGCAUCAUCUGUCCCCACACCAGGGGAUCCAUCGGGAGCUGUCACCACCUCUGGGACACGGGGCUGUGGGGAGCAGGGGGGCUGUGGGGAUGGAAGCUACAGGAAAUAGGGAUUUUGACCUUCAGGCUCUGUCACCCCUCAGCCCGUGUCACCUCUCAUCCCCUGUCACCACAUCCUGGGGCCCCGCCAGCCCGGGGGGCGGGGGCGACACGUUCUGCCCCGUCCCCAUCCUGUCCCCGGCGGUGCCACGAGCGGGGCCGCGCAGUCCCCAGGGCGCGGUCCCCCCGGCGCGGUCCCCCCGGGACGGGUGGCGAUGCUGCCGGGGCGGCGGUGGCGCCGGGCCGGGCCGGCCGUGCCCCUGCGGGCGCUGUUCGGGUACCGGUACCGGGCGGAGAACGGGCGGGAGGUGGCGAUGGCCGCGGGGGAGCGGCUGCUGCUGCUCCGCAGGGCCACCCCGGACUGGUGGCAGGUGCGGCGGCCCGGGGACCCCCCCUGGGCGCGACCCUUCUUCGUCCCCGCCGCCUACGUGGCCGAGGAGGAGCCGGGUGACAGCGGGACCCGGAGCCCGCGGACCCUCGGGCAGCCCGCGGGGACGGGGAGCUGUGGGGCUGAGAGGGCACUGGGAGAACGGGCUGGGGGUCCUGGGCUGGGAGUCUGGGUGCCCAAGGCUGGGGGUACACUGGGGCUGGGGGACAGCGGGGACGCGGGGAUGGGGAUAUUGGGGGCACCAGGGGCAGGGGGACACGGGAAACCAGGGCUGGGGCCCGGGGGUGGUGGGAGUGUCUGUGCCCCGUCGUCGGCAGCACGGAGGAUCAUUUUGUGUGGGUGGGUGCCCUCCUCUCUGCCCCCAGGCCUGGGGAGGCGGCAGUGCUGCUCGCCGGAGGACCUGUGUGCCCCCUCCGCGUCCCCCCCCCGCGCCGUGGGCACCGGCACCGGCCAGCUGGCAGGGGGGGUCACCCCCACCCCCACCCCCGCGCAGUGCCAGUCCCAGCAGGACACUGGGGUGAGUGGGGGCUGGGUUACCCCCCUGGACACCCUGUGCCCCCCAGACCUGCUCCUCUCAGAGCCCCCCUCCGCAGUUUUACCGGGGUUCCCUGUCCCUGUCCCCCCAGCCCUGCACCCCUGUGCCCCUCCCCCCGUGUCCCCCCCUGCACUCUCCAACCUCUCCCUCGCCACUUCCCACUGCGGGGCACCGGAGGAAGUUGGGGGGCGGGGGGAGGGCACCGUGCCGGGAGGGGGGGCAUUGGGGGGGCACCUGGGGGCUGGGGAGAUACGACAGGGCAGGGGGACAUUGGCGGGCUGGGGGGAAGAUAACGGGGACACGGGGGGGGCACAGCAGGGCUGGGGGUGCGCUGUGGGCAUUGCCCGUGUGCCCCCCCCCAGUUCGGGUCCUGCCCCUCAACCCUUUUCCUCCCCCAAGGUGUCUCCCCCGGGACCCACCACGAUCUCCCGCAACCCGGAGGGGCUGCAGCGGGAGGGGCGGGGGGCCGCGCCCCCCGUGCCGGCUGGGCCCCCCCUGCAGGUUUUGGGGUCCUGGGAGCGGCACCGGGACCCCGAGAGCGGCCGCUGCUUUUUUUACAGCCCCGAGAGUGGCACCAGCUCCUGGAAACCCCCCCGGCUGCAUCGGGACCGGCAGGUGAUCCAUGGCGGGAGCCUCGCCCACCACAGCCCUGAGGACUGGGGGGCCGACCUGGUCCGGGGGGGGCGCGGGGUCAGCCCAGCCCCUGUCCCGUGGGAGGUGCCCAAGGCUCGGCAGCUGCACAGGACUGAGGUUGCCAAGAAGGGCAGGAGGCUCAGGGGGCUCAGCUGA
Messenger RNA from Pseudopipra pipra, 2270 nucleotides. Its product is annotated as elastin-like. Bases 774 to 2270 code for a protein of 498 amino acids. Gene Ontology annotation, molecular function: protein binding. Gene Ontology annotation, biological process: regulation of GTPase activity. The transcript has 5 exons. The record is from RefSeq and is a predicted model, not a curated record. Gene Ontology annotation, cellular component: cytoplasm. Lineage: Eukaryota; Metazoa; Chordata; Aves; Passeriformes; Pipridae.